Molecule: messenger RNA, 1233 nt
Organism: Saccostrea cuccullata (small rock oyster)
Lineage: Eukaryota; Metazoa; Mollusca; Bivalvia; Ostreida; Ostreidae
Product: protein lin-37 homolog
Exons: 8
Coding region: 1-708 (235 amino acids)
Biological process (GO): negative regulation of transcription by RNA polymerase II
Cellular component (GO): Myb complex; transcription repressor complex
Source: RefSeq, a predicted model, not a curated record
AUGACGUAUUUCAUGUGCUACUUGGCUGAAGUUGUCUCAGCAAGAAAUAGAUUUGAUGCCACAUUACAACUUUUAGUGGACAAAAGAGAUGAGGGGCAAGAAUCUAGUGAUGAAGGCGGUGAAAUUGAUAUUUGUCUCAGUGAGCCAUCUCCAAUGCAGUCUCCAAGUAAGCGUGCGUCUACCACUAGAGGGAGAAAAAGAAAGCGAGCAAAGGACGAUUCUGAUUACGAGCCCGGACAAUACCAGCACACAUACAUUAUGAAGCUGUUUGAUCGCAGUGUGGACUUAGCGGUCUUUGAUGAAGAUUCUCCACUCUACCCAAUUUGUCGCGCUUGGCUGAAAAACAACCCACACAGUAGAGAGCCCCCCCCUCACUCCCCCUCCCCAGAGCCCGAGUCAGCACCUGCCAGUGAAGAGGAGACUGAACGAAUUCCAGAUAUUUACAAAAUGCCACCCCCAAUAAAACAGGAUCCUGAUGACCAUACUGACUACAGGAUUCCCCACCCCGUGCCUCAACCUAAGACAUUUUUCUUUAUAUCGGACGCAGAUGAUGCUCCCCCGGCAGAAAGUCUCCUCCUAAAACACAUGGAGAGGUGGAAACAGGUCAGACAGAGUUGGAUAGACCAAGGCCGAAUCAAUGAGAUGAGAUAUGGAGAGAGUAUGCAGCUACUUCGGGACAUUUUUGACUGUCAGAUGAAGGACGCUUAAUCUAUCAUUCUGUUAAAGUGAGAAUCAUUUUGUAAUGAACUGUUGUUAUGAGAAACAACUGAUACACGUACUUAGAAAAAAAUUUGUGGAUUGAUUUUAGAUUUUACAUGUUGUUAUGAUAACAAUAUUCUUUACAAAGUCAGAAUCAAAAACUUAUGUUCAGAAUAUUUUUCCUUUUAGUAUUAAAUUAAAGAAGUACUGUAUACAGGGUUAUUUUCGCCUCGUGUUAUUUUCGCCUCGUGUUAUUUUCGUCCUUUUGGACUUGCAAACAAUUUUGCUCCGUUUUAAAUUCGCCCAGUCAUAGUUCUUUUUAAGAAAGUAUGCUGUGUAAUUUGAAUUCGCCCCAUUUUAAAUUCGCCCAAUCAAGAAGAGGGCAAAAGGGACGAAAAUAAAAUGGGGGCGAAAAUUUCCCUGUAUACAGUAUUAUUUGUUUAAACUUGUUAUUUCUGUCUUUUGUAAAUUCAUACAGUUUCACAUAUGUAUGCAUCACACUAAUAUAAUUAGUAAUAAAGUGAUUUUAUUUUU